GGAGGCACUCUUAGUGCGUCGGGAUCUCGUCCUAGUUCGAAGACUGGGAGUAUACCUCACACAGAAUCCAUCGAUUCGAGAAUCAAGAGUUCACGAGUUAUGUUUGGCUCCCCUGAGAACUCUAGAAUGCCUGAUGUAUCCGAGCCUCGCUCAACUGAUGCUGGUUAUUUUAGUCCAGAUCUUAGACACCCAGUAGAACAAUCGCUCCAGCCGGCCCAGAGCUCUGAGCGAAAUAUGGAAACCCAGGAAACUCGAUCUGUUUCUUCCCCGGAAGCAGUAAGUCAAAGCCUCAGACAGCUAGUCGAAUCGAGGAUUACCAGUCCAGCGGGUAUGUUCGGUGGCCCUGAAGACCUACAACUGCUCAGUGUUAGAGAGUUUCGCUCACAGAUCGCAGGCUACUUUUCUCGAGACUUCAACGUCCCAGGACCGCAGUUCCCAGAGAAGCCUCAUGAUCAGUGUGAAAAGAUGGACGAUGUCAAAGCUCGAUAUGAAGAUCUUUGGCUUUCAACCAAGUUGUUUUGGGAUCUUAUACUUCGAAUACAGCUAAACAGUGUGACUUCUGAUGUUGAAGUUCUGAGACCUGCAGUUGACCUCGUGCUUGAUGUCGUUGUUGGUCGCAUACUUCCCCAGCUUCGACCGGAGUAUCACCCAGUGCUCGCGGAAAGCCAUCUACAAGCACUCAGUCGCCGUCUUAGUGCUCUGGAACUUCGUCUUCAAACCGAUAUGGGGACGUGUGGCAAGUUACCCAAGAUGCUAUGCGGGUGUAUAAUUCCCAUAAAGCGCCCCAACAACAAGGACAAGCUUUGGACACGUCACUUGACUAUCAGAAAAGACGAAAAGGGACGCUCUGAGGAUCAAGGAUUCAAAUUUCGAGAUUUGACUGGUCUUCUCCGCCUUGUCAACUUUUCUCUCGCAUCUAUUGCUCUCAUGGACGAUGAGAUCAAGAGGUUUAUCCCCAAGAAGGACUAUAACACUGCUGAUGAGCUUAAAGCUGAGUGGAUUUAUGUCCUUUGUCAUGGGAACUUUCGCUCCUCUAUCGUCCUUGCAGUCAUGGGUAUCGUCAGUGAUGCUGUGGCUUUUAGCAAGAAAGAUGGGACUCAAAUACAUCGGGAGGAAUGCGACCUCUGGGCUCCCGAAACGGUACCUGAACCACUCACCACGGCUGCGCGCCUCAGAAAAUUGACAACGUUCCAGGCUGAUCCGAACCGGGGAGUGAGUCCUCUGCACCCUUCAUACUGGAAACGGAACUCUAAGAGUUCGGAGAAUACUUCUCUGAGUCGGGACCGUAAAGUUUGA
This is a messenger RNA of Fusarium oxysporum Fo47, 1296 nucleotides long. RefSeq lists its product as uncharacterized. The transcript has 2 exons. NCBI's taxonomy places the organism in Eukaryota, Fungi, Ascomycota, Sordariomycetes, Hypocreales, Nectriaceae. The annotation marks the transcript as partial. The record is from RefSeq and is a predicted model, not a curated record.